CAUCAUCACCAUCACCAUCACCAUCCUCCAUCCUUCCCGACAAGGACAACCUCCCCAGGAGCGCGCAGGAGACAGGGCAAUCUUUGCUGAAGAAAAUAAGAAGAAAAGAAAGAAGAAGAUAAGGAAAAAAUACAACACCAUUUUGAGAGAAGCAAGAUGCUGGCCUGCACGGAGCUGAUCACCAUGUGUCUCCAGUCUGCCAAACAUGAACACUUGAGAAAGCAGCAGGAGCUUGACCACAAUCAAAACCAAGGCAUCGCUUUAUUCCAUGAUAUUUUCCGUCGGGCAGACAAAAAUGAUGAUGGGAAGCUGUCCUUAGAGGAGUUCCAGUCCUACUUCACUGAUGGUGUCCUCACUGAGGAGCAGAUGCAGGAGCUGUAUUACUCCAUCGACAGGCAGCAGACAGAAAAUCUGGACAUAGAAAACCUCUCAGAGUACUUCGCUCCACAUCUGGGAGAAUAUGUCAACGUCUUGUCUUCUCUGGAAAAGCUGAACGUGGCCAUUUUGAAAGCCAUGGAUAAAACUAAAGAGGAGUAUCAGGGUUCAUCAGUGCUCGGCCAGUUUGUGACGCGCUUCCUGCUCAAGGAAACCACCACCCAGCUGCAGUCCCUCCAGUCCUCCCUGGAUUGUGCCAUGGAGGCCGUUAACGACAAUAGCUGCACGGGGAAAAGGCCGCUGAAGAAACCUGAGGACCUGCCCAUCCAGAGGGUGACCAAGAGACCCGGCCGGCGCAUCCAGAAGAACAUGUGUCUCUCCCCGACAGACCCCUACUCCGGCAUGCUCACCACAGGGGUCAGUGUGGAGCCAGAUAACCACUGGGGCUCCCAGAUCAACCAGCUGGAGCAUUUUAUUGACAAACUGGAGUGUGAGAGUCCACAUCUCGAACCUCUCAAAGAAGACUCAUUGGCAGGAACAUAUAAAUCUAACAUACUUCUGGUCCAGAGACAAAUGUCUGUGAAGGAGAAAGAUGUUGAACAGUUUCAACAAGCUCUUAAAAUCUACACGGAUGAGACUGCCGGCGAGCUUAACAACUUGCACAUUUCAGUCCAGAACCUGCCAGACAGAUCAUGCUUUAUCAUGUAUGAAUUUUGGCAGGAUCGCCUCUCUUGGAUGAGCUACCUGCAGUCGUCCAUCAGCAAGACUUUCCAGCGCUGCGUUAUUGACUCUCUGGAAGAGCCAGAAAUGGUUUCCACCAUGCUGCUCCCAGCCUCCUGGUGGAUCAUGAACAACAACUGACCGAGCAACACUGCUGCUGUUCAACAAAAUAAGAGCUAAAUAUUAAGGAGAAUUCACCAAGCAGUUCUUCUUCUUCUCUAUGCUCUGUUAUUAAUCUCUUUUCUCAUGGCAUGACCUGGAUUGUUUGCUCUUUGAGUUUUUCUCAUGUGUUAUAGAAAAAGAAAAAAAAGAACCGCUCAGAAAAACCUGCAAACAGGUUUUUAAAGCUGUAAAGAUUUUAAAACCUGAUAGACGAGGAACAGAUAUUAAUUUUACAAUAUUGAUUCAGUUCUUACUUCUGUUAGAAACACAAUGAAUACAUUUUUUUAAAACAACAUAAUUUGCAUGAUUUAUUUCUCAGUGCUGAUUUAUUUGACUCAAAGCUGCAUCUUAGAGUAGAUAUAAUGUCAAAUAAAAACUGACCUAUCAUUGCAUUAUCCAUUCUACAAAGACAAAAAAGAAAUAGAGGUAGGGUUAACGUUUCCUCUUGUUCUCCCUGUGCUUUUGUGCUUUGUUGUGUCCUUCAGCGCUUCUCUAAACGUUUUUUUUCCUCCUGUUUUUGCAGACGCCCAUGACCUAGAACAUAGUUACUGAAUAAUUAUGGUCUGAAUUGAAACAUCAAUCCUCUUUGUCACUCCUGCACCUUAGGGGAAAAAGAGAAACAUGGACCUUAUUGUAAAGAACAGAUAUUUAUUGUACACUGACUUAAAAAAAUAAAAAUAAAAAAAUAGUCAAAUAAACAGAUGUUAUUAAAAGCCAACAGCUGAUAUGCAGUGACAAAUUAAUGGAUUGUAAGAAGUCACCAAAUAAUUGUGUAUUUUCCAAGUUCUGUUUCUGUACAGUAGAUAUAAAAACUCAAAAGCCAUUAUUUUACAUUUAUGCUGUGCAAUCAUAAGAGUUUAAUGAUAGAAUAUGCACAAAUAUAAGUUUAUAUUUUGAAAUUAAACAGAAUCUGGUGUAUAAUGAUAUUAGAAAGAACCUAUUUUAAGACCGAGUGCCGUAGUAAACGAAAGCUUAGGACUGACGUAGUUGUUGUACAACACUGGUUAAUGUACUGUAUGGACUUUGGUUGCUCUGAUAAUGUGAGGAAUGAAUGUGUUCACAGUUUUAUUUUAAGUGUUUGUCAUUUCUUUUUUGAAGAAAAAAAAUAUAUACUGUCGUUAUGUGGAUUUUAAUGUUUGUUUUCUGGCAUGAAUUAAAGUUUGAUGUGUUCAU
Messenger RNA from Cololabis saira (Pacific saury), 2430 nucleotides. RefSeq names its product N-terminal EF-hand calcium-binding protein 1-like. Gene Ontology annotation, biological process: regulation of amyloid precursor protein biosynthetic process. The transcript is spliced from 12 exons. The coding region runs from base 157 to 1236 and encodes 359 amino acids. NCBI's taxonomy places the organism in Eukaryota, Metazoa, Chordata, Actinopteri, Beloniformes, Belonidae. Gene Ontology annotation, molecular function: calcium ion binding. Gene Ontology annotation, cellular component: Golgi cis cisterna; cytoplasm; endoplasmic reticulum. The record is from RefSeq and is a predicted model, not a curated record.